Molecule: messenger RNA, 1284 nt
Organism: Aureobasidium subglaciale EXF-2481
Lineage: Eukaryota; Fungi; Ascomycota; Dothideomycetes; Dothideales; Saccotheciaceae
Exons: 2
Coding region: 1-1284 (427 amino acids)
Biological process (GO): translational termination
Molecular function (GO): translation release factor activity
Source: RefSeq, a predicted model, not a curated record
AUGCGCCCCGUGAUACGAACAUUCUCGACAUGUCUGCGACAGCUGCCGCGGCCUUUAUCGCUUCGUGGCAUCCGACUGCAAACCACAGCGGCGGCGGCUGAUGGAGUCCUCUCGCCCGCCCUCCUCUCACGAGCUCGGUCAAUGGCACAGGAACACAAAAACAUUACAGCACAACUUGCCGAAGGCUUCGAUACGAAAGCAGCAAAGAAACUGGGACAAUUGACAUCGGUCAACAACGCAUUGAAAGAGUGGGAAAGGGCAAACGAUUCCUUGUCGGAAUUACGAACACUUCUAUCCGACCCGAAGACAGACAAAGAUCUCGUUGAGCUGGCAGAAGAAGAUCUGGCAUCCUCGCAGACCGAGUUCUCACAAGCUUCGGACGCGCUCAAGAUUGCACUCGUGCCUCGCCAUCCAUUCGCCGAUUUGCCAUGCCUGAUCGAGAUCAGACCUGGUGCAGGUGGUGGAGAGGCGGCUUUAUUUGCUGGUGACCUGCUCCGCAUGUACACCUCUUACUGCAACCGCCUAGGACUCCGGACGUCCCUGCUCAAAUUCGAAGACGCCGAUGGUCACGCAGACCCCAAAGGCUCGGAUGCGCCUCUCCAAGAAGCAGUGCUUGAAGUUGAGACUCCGGGCGCAUACGGCUCCCUGAGGUGCGAGGCUGGAGUCCACAGAGUACAACGUGUUCCAGCGACAGAGAGCAAAGGACGCACACAUACCAGUGCUGCGUCCGUUCUGGUGCUUCCAUCAUUCCCUGCAGAACCAUCGCAGGAGCUAGGAGAGGCCAGCUUCGAUGAUCCGACCAGUGACUACUACGUCGACCCCAAGGAUGUUCGCACCGAUGUCAUGCGCGCAAGAGGAGCAGGUGGACAGCACGUCAACACAACCGACAGUGCUGUCCGGUUGACCCAUAUACCUACUGGAACCGUCGUCGCCAUUCAAGACUCCCGUUCGCAACCCAAGAACAGGGAAAAGGCUUGGAAACUACUUAGAAGUCGGCUCGCCCAGUCAAGGCGUGAGAAAAGAGAAGAGGAGAUGAUUGCCUUGCGCCGAAGUGUUGUUGGUAUCGCGAAGAUGGGCCGAGAGAACAAGAUCAGGACAUACAAUUGGGGUCAACAGAGAGUGACGGAUCACCGCAGUGGCAUCAGUGUGCACGGCCUGGACGAUGUACUUGAAGGAGGCAUUGAGCUCGAGCGUGUCAUGGAGAGCGUCCGCGGAUGGCUCAGCGAGCAAGAAGUGCUGGGUCUGGCUGCCGAGGAGGAGCUGAUUGCGAAGAAGGACUCUUGA